GCGGAGAGGGCGGGGCGCGGGGUCUGGAGCGCGCGCAGGUGGCGGCGUUGCGGGUCGCAGAGCCUGGCGAUGGGGAAACUGAGGCACGAAGCUGAACAGUGACUCAGAGCCAGGGGGUCCCCCAGUUGUUCCAGCCAAGAGAUCCACUGUCCCUUCCUGCUGUGAGACCUUGACAGAUACUGGGCAGGACCAGCAAGGGGUCUGCACAGAGGCCACCAAGAUGGCGUAUUUUGGGGAACAUUUUUGGGGUGAGAAAAACCACGGCUUCGAGGUCCUUUACCAUUGUGUGAAACAGGGGCCAGUGGCCACCAAGGAGCUGGCGGACUUCAUCAGAGAGAGGGCCAGCGUCGAGGAGACUUACUCCAAGGCUAUGGCCAAGCUGUCCAAGCUGGCCAGCAAUGGGACCUCCAUGGGGACCUUCGCCCCACUGUGGGAGAUAUUCCGAGUUUCCUCCGACAAGCUGGCGCUGUGCCACCUGGAACUGACACGGAAGCUGCAGGACCUGAUCAAAGACGUGCUUCGCUAUGGGGAGGAACAGAUGAAGACACACAAGAAGUGCAAGGAAGAAGUUCUAGGCACGCUGGAUGCAGUGCAGGUGUUGGCAGGAGUCAGUCAGCUCCUGCCAAAGUCCCGGGAGAACUACCUGAGUCGCUGCAUGGAGCUGGAGCGUCUGCGCAGAGAGAACACCAGCCAGAAGGAGAUGGACAAGGCAGAAACAAAAAGCAGGAAAGCAGCUGAGAGUCUGAGGCGCUCAGUGGAUAAGUACAACGCAGCCCGCGUGGACUUUGAGACCAAGAUGCUGGACUCUGCCUUGCGCUUUCAGGCCAUGGAGGAAGCACAUCUGCAGCACAUGAAGGCACUGCUGGGCUCCUAUGCGCACUCGGUGGAGGACACACAUGUGCAGAUAGGGCAGGUGCACGAAGAAUUUAAGCAGAACUUAGAAAACGUGAGGGUGGAGAUGCUGCUCCGGAAGUUCGCUGAGAACAAGGGCACCGGCCGGGAGAAGCCGGGACCUCUGGACUUUGAGGCUUACAGUGCAGCAGCCCUGCAGGAAGCAAUGAGGCGACUUCGAGCAGCCAAGGCCUUCCGUCUCCCGGGACUCAGCCGGCGGGAGCCAAGAGCAGUCACGGAUGUCCCAGAAUCUGAAUCAGGGGUGCCUCCAGAGGUGGAUGAGGAAGGCUUCACUGUCCGCCCCAAUGUGAGCCAGAGCAAUACCACUGAGCCCUCACGCUUCUCAUCCAGUGACUCUGAUUUUGACGACGAUGAGCCCAGAAAGUUCUACGUGCACAUCAAGCCCGCCCCAGCCUGUGCUCUGGCCUGCAGCUCAGAGGCUGCUGCGGCCCAGCUUAGGGCCACCGCCAGUACUCUUAUCCUCCCUCCAGGAGCAGGGGGCACCAUGAAACGUCACUCAUCACGGGAUGCUGUUGGCAAGCCACAGAGGCCUCGGUCAGCCCCACGGACCAGCAGCUGUGCGGAGAAGCCUCCGGCCUCGGAUGAGCCGCUGACCAAGAGCCUCUUCGGGCCUCCGCUGGAGUCCGCCUUUGACCACGAGGACUUCACAGGCUCCAGCAGUCUGGGUUUCACCUCUAGCCCGUCCCCUUUCUCGUCCUCGUCCCCUGAAAACGUGGAAGACUCGGGCCUGGACUCUCCAUCGCACGCAGCCCCCGGACCAUCCCCCGAGUCCUGGGUCCCCCGGCCCGGCACCCCGCAGAGCCCGCCCAGCAGCAGGGCGCAGCACCCCGAGGCCAGGGGCCGGCGAGACUCUCCACUGCGCCUCGCACCCUCACCCGGCCCCUGGGGGACUGAGGAGGAGCCUGCUGCCCGCACCCGGGAGGGCCUGGCCGCGCCCCCGCGGAGACCCCGCUGCAGGAAGGCGUCCUGUCCACUUGCCAGGAGCAACGGGGACCUGUCCAGGUCCCUGAGCCCCUCCCCGCUGGAAUCGUCCACCCCUUGCGUCGCCCCUGAGCGGCCCAGCUUCCCCACCCAGACAGGACUCGGCAUCUCUCGAGGCCCCAGCCCGGUGGUCCUGGGCUCCCAAGAUGCCCUGCCGGUGGCUGCAGCCUUCACCGAGUAUGUACAUGCCUACUUCCGUGGUCACAGCUCCAGCUGCCUGGCUCGAGUCACCGGGGAGCUGACCAUGACAUUCCCUGCGGGCAUCGUGCAUGUGUUUAGCGGGACCCCACCCCCACCAGUCCUCAGCUUCCGGCUCGUACAUACAGCCCCCAUAGAGCACUUCCAGCCCAAUGCAGACUUGAUCUUCAGUGAUCCCUCACAGAGCGACCCAGAAACCAAAGACUUCUGGCUGAACAUGGCAGCUCUGACGGAGGCCCUGCAGAGCCAGGCUGAGCAGAAUCCCACCGCCUCCUACUACAACGUGGUGCUCCUGCGGUAUCAGUUCUCCCGCCCGGGGCCCGGGUCACUGCCCCUGCAGCUGAGUGCACGCUGGCAGUGCGGACCCACGCUCACGCAGGUCUCGGUGGAGUACAGCUACCGAGCUGGCGCCACCACCGUAUCCACGCCGCUCACCAAUGUCCAGAUGUUGCUGCCUGUGGGGGAGCCGGUGACCAGCGUCCGCCUGCAGCCUGCAGCCACUUGGAACAUGGACGAGAAGAGGUUCAUGUGGAAGCUUCCAGAUGUUUGUGAGGCAGGGGGAUCUGGCCACCUGUCUGCUAGCUGGGAGCCGCUGUCGGGGCCCAGCACCCCCAGCCCGGUGGCUGCACAGUUCACCAGUGAGGGGGCCACGCUGUCAGGUGUUGACCUGGAGCUGCUGGGGGGCGGCUACCGCAUGUCCCUGGUCAAGCGAAGAUUUGCCACAGGGAUGUACCUGGUAAGCUGCUGAGAUGUAGUCAACGCUGCGUGGGGCCUGGUGCUCUAGGACCAUCCUGCCCUCCCUCCUGCCCAAUGCAGAGGUCCCCAGCUCCCCUAGGUCUGGACCCGAUGAAGAGGAGUUCCCAUCCCAGCCUGGCUGAGCCAAGACCCUUCCUCCCAACUCCUACCCCUCUCCCACAGGUCCUGGCCUUUUGAUGUUCUUAAGUAAACAUUUUUCUAACAAAAUAGAAAGGAAAA
Nannospalax galili (Upper Galilee mountains blind mole rat) is the source of this 3066-nucleotide messenger RNA. RefSeq names its product FCH domain only 1 (gene Fcho1). The transcript has 29 exons. Gene Ontology annotation, cellular component: clathrin-coated vesicle; cytoplasm; clathrin-coated pit. Gene Ontology annotation, biological process: clathrin coat assembly; clathrin-dependent endocytosis. Bases 221 to 2839 code for a protein of 872 amino acids. NCBI's taxonomy places the organism in Eukaryota, Metazoa, Chordata, Mammalia, Rodentia, Spalacidae. The record is from RefSeq and is a predicted model, not a curated record.